GCUAAGAUAAAAACGUUUGAGUACUCGUAUUUUAUCUACAGACUUAAAGAGGCUUAUUUAUCAAGAUCAGUCUAGUCCAGAUUUUCACGUGUGUCUUUUAAUCUAAAAUGUUAUGGAGAGCGCAGACGUGUUUGUAGUUUAUUGUGAAACCUAAAUAUCAGAAUGUCUGAAGAUGCCAUAGAGAAAGUGAUCGGUCGUUUCGGAAGGUACCAAACCUUUGUGUUAAUUUUGCUGAUGGUGGGUCGCUUGCCAACGGAAUUUGAACUGAGCAACGUAGUGUUUCUGCUGCCCAAUACGGAUUAUACUUGCUUGGACGAUGGGGUACAGAAUGCGACAAACUAUUGUCCCUGUGAGAGCCCUGACUUUGACACCAGCACGAUCGUGAGCUCCGUCACGAGUGAAUUUGGACUGGUCUGCAAAAGGAAGACACUGUCAAGUCUAGCUCAGUCAAUGCUGCAAGUUGGGAUUGCGGUCGGCAGUUUGUUUUAUGGACACAUUUCUGACAGAUACGGACGAAGAAAAGCAGUCGUGCUCGCCUUGUUCUGCAGCUCCAUUUUCGCGACGCUCUCAACCUUCUCCACCAAACUAUGGAUGUUCAUACUGUUCCGAUUUCUAUCAGGAACAGCCGUGGGAGGAACAAUGCUGUGCUGCUUCGUCAUGAUAAUCGAAUUGAGUGGAAAAUCCUUCCGACCUUAUGGCAUGGGGCUGAUAGAGUCAGCAUACGUGAUAGCGUACUUCUUUCUGCCAAUCAUAGCGUACUAUGCUCGUGAGUGGAGAGAUCUCCAGAAGAUCACGUCCAUGCCCUGGCUGGUGGUCUUCGUGUACUACUGGCUCAUACCCGAAUCUCCGCGGUGGUUGAUAACGGUUGGGAAGAAGAAAGAGGCUGUCGAUGUUUUAACGCGGAUAGCAAAGAGGAACAACCGAUCAACAGAGAACAUCGAAAUAAUUGUGGAUCAAAUAGAAGAACAGUCUCUCUCCAAGGAUCAGGAGCACCGCAGUGGAUCCUAUUUAGAUUUGUUCAGAACGCCCAGGAUCAGAGUGUACUCCAUUAUAACCCCUUUUGUGUGGGCUAUUUGUGCGUUCACAUUCUUCGGGAUCAACCAGUACAUUGGUCGAUUAGGAGGUAACAUGUACCUGAAUGUGGCUCUCUCCGCGAUAUCCCUUGCUCCGUCUCCAGGUCUCACAGUCAUAGCCUCCCUAUAUCUUAGAAGAAAAGUAACAGUCAUUACGUGUUUCAGCAUUACAGCGUUAUCUUUACUACUAUUUCUAAUCAUACCCAAGUCCAUGGAAGGAGUUAUUUUAGCGUUUGCUUUAUUAGGGCAGAUAGGGGCAUUUAGUGCUUUUGUGCUAAUUUAUUUGUAUACUACCGAAAUAUUUCCUACUGUAAUAAGGAAUUCUGCGAUGGGCAUGUGCUCGGUCUUUGGCCGGAUUGGUGGGAUUGCAGCCCCUUUUGUGGUCAAUAUUGGAAUAGAGUGGGUGUCCAUUCUAAUAAUUAGUGUGCUAGCUUUCAGCGCAGCGAUCUCGUGUUGGUUUCUUCCAGAGACAAAGAAUAUAAUACUAAUGAAUUCGAUUGAACAAACUGAAAAUGCUUCUAACCAAAAUGAGCGUGAUUAAAAAAAAUAGUAAAGGUAAGAAAUAAGAAAAAAUUGGCCAAGUGCGUGUCGUGCUAUGCGCAGUAUAGGGUUCCGUAGUUGGGGGACGCCCUGCUCUAACGAAAGUUGGCACUUUAAACUUUAACAUUUUGCAAACGGAUCCCUAAAUCGAAAAAUGGUCUUAGAAACCCCUAUCCCAUUUUAAAAGACCUAUCCAACGAUACUCCACACGAUGGGGUAGAAGAUGAAAAAAAAUUCAUCCCCACUUUACAUGUAGGGGAGCUAACCUAAAAAAAAAUAUUUUUUUCAAAAUUAUGCUCUACCCUUUUGUCGGCGUGAUCAAUAUACAUACCUCCACAAAAUUAAAGCUUUCUAGUGCCAGUAGUUUUCAAGCAAAACCUCGGACAGACAGACAGACAGACAUAUCAAAACUAUAAGGGUUCCUUGUCAGGACUACGGAACCCUAAAAAUUAAGACGAAAUGUGUUUAACGUGUCCUCUAUAGGGUAUGUAAAAAGCGCUUUAUUUUGACAUUUAGAUAACGGUGAGAACUUGUUUUAGGUUAAGAUUAAAUAUUGUUAUUAAAUGACUGCAGAUUUUCUUUGAUAUUGAAGAUAAGCAUAUUGAUAAAAAGUAAAACUGAU
Ostrinia nubilalis (European corn borer) is the source of this 2235-nucleotide messenger RNA. Its product is annotated as organic cation transporter protein-like. Gene Ontology annotation, molecular function: transmembrane transporter activity. Gene Ontology annotation, cellular component: membrane. Gene Ontology annotation, biological process: transmembrane transport. Bases 163 to 1614 code for a protein of 483 amino acids. The transcript is spliced from 3 exons. The record is from RefSeq and is a predicted model, not a curated record. NCBI's taxonomy places the organism in Eukaryota, Metazoa, Arthropoda, Insecta, Lepidoptera, Crambidae.